This is a messenger RNA of Myodes glareolus (Bank vole), 2423 nucleotides long. NCBI's taxonomy places the organism in Eukaryota, Metazoa, Chordata, Mammalia, Rodentia, Cricetidae. The record is from RefSeq and is a predicted model, not a curated record.
UGUUGUAGCAACACCAACUGCCCUUAGGACAUUCCUCGGUGCCCACAGGGUACAGCAAGAGUCAUGUUCUCAAGACUGAGGAGUCUAUUUAGGAGAGCGGAUGGAGAACGUCCAGAGAACAGAGAGAGGCAGGAGGAGGCUGAUGCUCAGUUUGGGCGUAAAUCAGGAAGGAAUAAAUGGUUCUGGCGAAAAUGUAAUGCUGCUACGGUGCCAUCAUUCAAACCAAGGCCCCUUACCCAGAAACAGAUGCAGAAGGAAAUAGAGAGGCUGACCACGGAGCUGCAGGAGAUGACCAGCCAGAGAAAUGAGCUGCGAGAUCACGUGAUCUUUAUCAUAGAAGGAAAGGUGGAUGAUAGGCCCUAUCACCCGCCCAAUCCCCUGAAUGAGAAAGUGAAGCUGCAGCACAAACAGGCCUUGUCAGCACUACAGUGCCUGGAGGACGAGAACACCGAGGCCUCAGAACAGCUGAGCGAGCUGACCAAGGAGACCGUCCUGUAUCGCUGUCUGCACAGCAUGAUCCUAAUGCAGCAUAUGCAGCUGAAGAAGAAGGUGCACCUGCUGAGGCAGGAGAAAAAGAAAUUGCGGGAUUAUUGGGUCCUACUGAUGCAGCACGUAGAGGACUUGAAAGUGCUCUGUAAGGAUCAAGGAGAGAACAGUGCCGUCAACACCCAGCAACAACAGGAGCUCAAGGGAUUGGUGGAAAGACUUCAGUUCCUGCUGAAGCAGAAGGAAACAGACACCCAGAAAAAGGUCUUAGCAGAAAAGCUGCGGCAUCACUUUGAGUUCUCCCAGAUGAGGUCCAAAACACUCCAGCCUAAGGAGGAAGAGGUCACAGCCCAGGAUGAGAUCCCCUUGCAGAAGGAGCUGCUAGAGCAAGAGCCACCUGCUGAGCUCUAUUCCCAGCAACUACUAAAUUCCAGGGAUGAAUUUUAUUCUUCAAAUUUGGAUUCCAUCAUGGAAUUCACUGCUGUUCAUCUACCCACAGGGGCCGCUGGAGAGCAACCAUCUCCCCAAACCGUCCUCACCAAGAAGCAGAAGGUGAAGAGUCUGACCACUCAGCUACAGCAAAUGACCAGAGAGAGAAAUGAGCUGCGGGAUCACCUGAUCUCCAUCACUGAAGGACCCACGGACAAUAGGACCAGGCCCUAUCACAAGCCAAAUCCUUUAUUUGAGAAGCUGAAGAGAAAGCAUGAGAGAGUCAUGUCAGACUUGCAGCACUUGGAGGAUGAGAAGAACGAAGUCACAGAGGAAUUCAAUGAGCUCGCCAAGGAGUCAUUCUUCUAUUGCAAUCUGCAGUGCCAGCUCCUGAUGGAGAAGUAUCAGAUGGAGGAUAAGGUGGACUCGCUGAAGCAGGAGAACAAGAAAUUGCUGGAGUAUUGGGUCCUGCUGCAGAAGCACUUGGAGGAUCUGCACUUGGUCUUUCAGGACCAAGAGGAAGAGAACAGAGACCUGCAGACCCAGGAGCAUCAGGAGAAGCAGAGACUGGAGGAAAGUCUGCAGUCCCCAGUGAAGCAGAGGGAGCUCGUCAACCAGGAAAAGAACUUGGCAGUAAAUCUGCAGCAUCACGUGACUGUCUCCAAGAUGAGGUCAGAGAAUCUCCAACGUGAGCCAGAGCAACCCUCCGCACAGGAUGAGAGCCUCCCGCCAACAGAGCUGCUGCAGCAGGAGCACUAAGGGGCACAGGCAGCACCCUUUGGAGGACUGAGGAGGCCGAAGGAAGCCACAGACAACCCAAACCCAUUGCUCCACUAUAAGAUCAAGACCUCCUCAGACCAAGACAUGCCUUUCUAACUGUAGACUCAGCAUUGAGGCAAAUAUCAACCUCCUAUCUAUAGGUGAUCUAUCCCUAAUCUGAGCCUUGUGCCUGUUGGCUCACUGCUUCUGGAGUAAAAACCCUCAGAAAGAAGCUUGGCACACAGAACACCCCAUCAAGAAUGAUGAAGAAGCAGACAUCCCCCAAAAAGUGAGGCACAGCAGCAAGGAGGGAGGAUAUCGCUCUGCCCAGUUACUCUGAAAGCUUGUGGCUGUGAAUGAGUCUAAGAUAACUGGGUGCCUGACCUUCAAAGCCCCAAAGUGGCCUGGCUGCACUUGUCUUGAAAAGAUUAUGACAAUCUGUGCCUGCCUUCCUAUUUGUGCCCAAAGCUGACCAUAGGGUGGAACCGUGCUACUCAGUCUGCAUGAAGAAAAUGUUCUUUAGUGUAAAUUUCUUUGCUUGAUUUUUGGGUUUAGGUUUGUUUGCCUUAAGAUUUUUGUUUUCUUUGUUAUCAUUUGAGGUUUUGUUAUAUCUUGGUUCUUUAGUUCUUGUUUUUUAUUUGAUAUUUGCUAAGGCUAUAUAUACUGCAUAUACUGCAUCCCCUGUUUAAAACCCCAUUGAGUCAAAUGACUGUAUUUUCAUAAAUAAAAAAGCAAUUUCUAACUCUUCA